UCGGCGGGCGCCUAAGAUGGCGGCACGGCGCUCUCUGAUGCGGUCACAGCGCGGCGCCACGCUGGGGGAAGGCCCCCCCCGGCCAUGUCGCGCCUGCUGGCGGCGGUGAGGGGCUGGCGCGGCCUUGCAGUUUGCAAGUCAUGUGUUCUCCGGAGAUUCUCCAUCCAGCCAGCCCAACAGAAGAAGAUUCCAAACCGGUAUUUGGGCCAACCCAGCCCCUUCACGCACCCACACCUACUUAAACCAGGAGAGGUAACCCCAGGAUUGUCACAGGUGGAAUAUUCUCUUCGCCGGCACAAACUGAUGACAUUGAUCCAGAAGGAAGCCCAAGGCUGGGAAGGAUUGGACCACACAGUGAUUCUGCUAUCCAACCCCAUGUACUACAUGAGCAAUGACAUCCCCUACGUCUUCCACCAGGACACGAACUUCCUGUAUCUCUGUGGGUUCCAGGAGCCUGACAGCAUCCUGGUGCUGCAGAGCCUUCCUGGCAAGGCGCUGCCCUCUCACAAGGCCAUGCUUUUUGUGCCCCGGAGGGAUCCGAGCCGAGAGCUGUGGGACGGGCCCAGGUCAGGCACAGAUGGGGCCAUCGCUCUGACAGGAGUAGAUGAAGCUUACACUAUUGAGGAGUUCGGGCACUUGGUGGCCAAGCUGAAAGGUGAAUCAAACAAGGUGUGGUAUGAUGUGACUAAACCAGUGCAUAAAGAACUGCACACUGACUAUAUGCAGCCCCUGGCUGAGAUAAAAGCUCGGAGCAAAAAUCACAUCCAAGGCAUCCGGCAUCUAGUGCAAAACCUUCGGCUGAUCAAAUCUCCUGCAGAGAUUGAAAGGAUGAAAAUAGCUGGACGAGUGACAUCAGAGGCUUUCAUAGAGACAAUGUUUGCCAGAAAAUCUCCAGUUGAUGAAGCCUUUCUGUAUGCAAAGUUUGAAUUUGAGUGCCGAGCUCGUGGUGCUGACAUCUUGGCCUACCCGCCUGUUGUUGCUGGUGGCAAUAGAUCAAACACUUUGCACUACGUGAAGAACAAUCAGCUCAUUAAGGAUGGUGAAAUGGUCUUGCUAGAUGGCGGAUGUGAGUCCUCCUGCUAUGUAAGCGACAUCACACGAACCUGGCCCAUCAAUGGAAGGUUCACCAAACCUCAAGCAGAACUGUACCAGGCUGUCUUGGACAUCCAGAAGUCCUGCCUGAGCCUCUGCUCCCCAGGUAUGAGUCUAGAAAAUAUCUACAGCCUCAUGCUGAGCCUUAUUGGACAGAAGCUGAAAGACUUGGGGAUCCUAAAGAGCAGCAUCACUGACAGCCACUUCUUUAAGGUGGCAGCACAGCCAGAUGAGAGCAACGUCUGCCGCUCAGUCCCCAGCGAAUAUGAGGAGCUGGGGGACAGAGGAGGAAUUAGCUCUUUGAUUCCUGCUGAGGGGCGCUCCUCUCUGGAGGGAGUGAUUAGGAUGGUGCAAGGGGAGGUGGCUGUUCGAAGGUACUGCCCACAUCAUGUGGGCCAUUACUUGGGCAUGGAUGUUCAUGAUACCCCAGAUAUAUCCCGGUCUGUCCCGCUCCAGCCAGGCAUGGUGAUAACCAUUGAACCAGGACUUUAUAUCCCUGAAGAUGAUGUGAGUGCCCCGGAGAGAUUUCGUGGCAUUGGUGUACGCAUUGAGGAUGAUGUUGUGAUAGCAGACGAUUCGCCUCUCAUCUUGUCUGCUGACUGUCCCAAAGAGAUCUACGAUAUCGAGCAGAUCUGUGGCCGCAGCUCAUGAUGCCCCUCCUCUGCCUCUUGCAUCCUCCUCAGGAGAUGCAUGCCUCCAGGGAUGCAGAACCCUGUAACUGGCUGCACUUGUCAAAUGAUGGAGAGUGUGGACAGUUGAUGGCUGUUUCCAAAGCUGAGGCUGGGAGGCGGAAUGCAAAAGACUCUGGCACUGAGUGCUGAAAAGCAAAGCAACCUUUUCUAUGUGUAUUUUCCUUCUGAUUUGACUAGUGCUGAUAUUGAGCUGUUGCAGAACACUGGGGUGGAUUCAUCCCUGUGUUGUGUGGGUCCGUCUGUUCUGAUGCCCUUGGAUAGAUGGACAGUAGCAGAGCUUCAGUCUGGUUCCUCUACGGAUGCAGUAGUGCAACUGCUGAGACCAGGGUCCUGUUGUUUUAUCCUUUUGCAGUAAUUACACAAUAGUCAGAAUUUAAAAGUGAAAUUCUGAAAAAUGCUGCUUUUGGAAAAUAAAAUCAUUUCAAACACCUUUGACUUUAGAACCCUGGGUGGAGAGGUUUUGGUAGUUGGGAAGAUGAGUUUGGGAGGUAGCCUGAAGCCUGCGCAGAGUGCUUUUAUUAUUUUAAGAAUAAGGAUAUCUUUGGGCUUGGUUCAAACAGAUGCAAAAUAAGCCAACAGCAGAGGAAAACAUCUCAUGUAGUCUUUCAGCUUAUUGAAACGUUUGAGUUCUGGAGGUUGUUCAUUCUUGUCUUCCACAUUCCAUUCUUUUUAUCACAGAUCACCAUUCCAGGCCCUGUUCUGAGCCUGCCACUGCCCUGUGAAGCCAGUAACAUGUUGGCUGUGCCGGGCUCCACUGGCAGGAUGCUGGUUGUCACCUGGAUGUGAGUUGAUCAGUUCUGGGACAGUCACAGCAUCCUUCUGGUUUUUGCUCUGUCAGCCACUUCAGCAGUGCAUUUGUGAAGAAAGCAGCAUGAAGAAUUGCAAGUUUUAUACCACUUAUUUGAAAUAAUUUGCCUUUUCAGAACACUGAGGGCGUGAGCACUGCUGGGUUUUAGGUUUUGCCAAAUGCCAUCAGUAAUGAAUGCUUUGUGAUAAUAUUUUUGAGGCAGCUGCAAAUGUGACUUGUGCCAAGGAUGGAUGAGGAGUAAAGAGAAGACUUCCUGUCAGCAACAGCAUAUCACCCAAACCAUUGUAAUGCCACAGUAAAUAUACCUAUUUGAGGCAAACAUGCUGUCUGUGUAUUUCCUGAAGAUAUCUUGACAGUCAACUAUUUAACAUCUGAAAAAUGUCUCUAAUAAUAUGUCUCCUGUUACAUGUUGGCUUUUUCUUUGUAUCAUCUUUAUUUUCCUUUCUAAUUGCAGCUUUAGGUAUUUUUCCUCUCCGCUGCUUUUUUAAUUCUCUUCCUCUAUUCUCUUGUCUUGAUGCACCAUAAUAUCAUAAUUUCCUAACGCCCGCUUUUCUUCUUAGUCAUUGCCUCUUCCUAUUUGUUCCCAUUUAAAUCCCCACAGUAGAUGUAAGCAAUGGUAGUCAGAGUUCCUGAGUUUGACUUCUGGCUCUGUUGCUGUGUAACCUAGAGCAAUUUCUUUUUAAUCUCCCUUUUUUAUUUUUCUUUGUUUCAUUUGACUUAAUGAAGGCCAGGCAGUGUCAUGCAUAUCCCACUGUUUUUAAUGGAAGCAGAGUGCAGCCACCAAGGUGUUAAUCUGGCAGCCAAGACAUACUGUAAUUUUGUUUUUUAAAUAUGAUCAAAAAUGAGUGCUUUCACAAGGUUUAAUGUAUCAAGCUUCACCUAGAAGAGAAAAUCUACUAAUCUCUGAUGGAAGUUAUGGUUAGAUAUUUGUGCCUCACAGUGUAAACUGUUAGAAGGGAGGCUUGUCAAGUGUGGUUGCAAAGAACUGAUCGUUACUUUUGAUGUCCUUCCAGUCUAACCCAUUUUUCUUCCAUUUGCACCUGUUAGAGCCAUACCAACUGGGAAAUAUCUUGGAUUUUGGAGCUAUGUAAGUAGCUGAAAAUACAUGUGUCUGCUGAUGACCACAUCUGCACAUGUGCUUAGUUGCAGAGUUAGUGGUUAGAUGUACUGUAAAUAAGCCUUUGGAAUACAUAUUAAAAAGUGAUUUUAAAAAUAA
Messenger RNA from Meleagris gallopavo (turkey), 3808 nucleotides. It is a transcript of the gene XPNPEP3, whose product is annotated as X-prolyl aminopeptidase 3. Lineage: Eukaryota; Metazoa; Chordata; Aves; Galliformes; Phasianidae. Gene Ontology annotation, cellular component: mitochondrion. The record is from RefSeq and is a predicted model, not a curated record. Gene Ontology annotation, molecular function: metalloaminopeptidase activity; manganese ion binding. Gene Ontology annotation, biological process: proteolysis.